This is a messenger RNA of Lathyrus sativus (Indian pea), 663 nucleotides long. The record is from the annotation of a GenBank genome assembly. NCBI's taxonomy places the organism in Eukaryota, Viridiplantae, Streptophyta, Magnoliopsida, Fabales, Fabaceae.
AUGGGAAACGUUUUUGGUUCAAAAAAGAGUAUAAAGAUUAUGAAAAUAGAUGGCGAAACGAUGAAGCUGAAAACUCCGAUAAAAGCCGAAGAAGUGCUUAAGGAUCAUCCGGGUCUUGUUUUGUUGGACUCUGAAGCUGUUAAGCAUUAUGGAGUAAGAGCGAAGCCGAUUGAAGGACAUAAAGAGUUACAACCGAAGAGGCUUUAUUUCCUUGUGGAACUUCCUAAGGAAAUAAGGCCGAGAAGGGUUCGUUCGGGGAUUGUAAUGAGUGCGAAAGAACGGCUUGAUAAUUUGGUGCUUACUAGGAGAUCGGCUUCUGACUUGUCGAUAAUGAAACAAAGGAAAGUGGAUGAUGAUGACGAUAAUGAUAGUGGUCGUGGUGGUGGUCGUGGUGAUCGUGAUGGUGGAGAUGUGAGAGUUGAUGAGAAUGGUGGUGGUGUGAGGUUGAAGGUUAGGCUUCCUAAGGCUGAGGUUGAGAAGUUGAUGAGAGAGUGUAAAGAUGAAGCUGAAGCUGCUGAGAUGAUUAUGCGUUUGUAUAAGGCUAAUGGAAGUAGAGAAAACAAGAUUAGUGAAGUUAAUGAGAAAGUUAACACACCGCGACAGAAAAGGGUGAGUUUUAUGCCAAGCAACGAAGGAGGGAUUCAAGUAGCUGUGGCUUCAUAA